Molecule: messenger RNA, 1165 nt
Organism: Callorhinchus milii (elephant shark)
Lineage: Eukaryota; Metazoa; Chordata; Chondrichthyes; Chimaeriformes; Callorhinchidae
Exons: 5
Coding region: 134-1165 (343 amino acids)
Source: RefSeq, a predicted model, not a curated record
UGGUCUGCGGACUGGACCUAGGCUCAAGGCAAGUGGAGGAAGAUCAUAUAUCUCUUGGGGACAUCAGUCAGUAAACAGCUACUGGAGGAUUAUUGUUCAGGUGAUCGGCUACCAAUGUGUGUUUUCAGCAAUAAUGGAAUGUUACACAAGUAAAGAGUUUGGAUUAUGGCACAAAUUGAAGAGGAAGACGGAAAACCCUUGGCUCCUCUCCGAUCAUCUGAGCCUGCAGAGGAGCAGGGCAAAGCUCUACUCGUACUUGAGUUCAGGAGUUUUACAGAUUACUGAGAAAGACCGAAAUGUUACUCCAUUACCGUGUGUCGUUACAGCCAUACCCUGCAAAAUGGAAGUCCAGGUCAAUAACGAACACCAACAGAUAGACAACCAGAGAACCAAUAACAGGGAAACAACCUUGGCCCGCAUCAAGGGGGUCUCUGUCCUGGAACAAUUAUUGAAACCCAGAAAAGCAAUGACAGGAAAGUCCAUCAGCUUUAAAUUACCCAACUCUCCUCUCAGGUGUACUAAAUGUCCUGUAACAGAAGAGAAGUCAGCAAGGUCCUUAAAGUCUCCCGAGAAGACUAAAGUAAAGUGUCUUUACUCUCAGAAGUCACCUCAGGAAAGCUACUCAUGCAGACAGUUUUGUAACCCUUUGUGGCCUGCACCCAAAAUCAUCCACCAGAAUCCCAGAGCGAGGGUAAUCGAGCCUGCGUGGAUACGAUAUGGAACAGAAAGACUUUCGCCCCUGGAUUUUAAAGAUCAGAGAAAACCUGAAGUAGAGAGUUUGUCUUUAAUUGGAGUUCAUUGUCUGAAGCCUCCUGUAAAAUACGUGCCAUUACUGCCCGAGGUGGGCAAAUCUAAGACCGAGCUCCACAUUUACAUGCCGAACGGUUUGUUAACAGGUGACAAUGCGGAUUCCGAGUCCUCAGAUGAUGGCUUUGAGGAAGAUGUUACAAACGAGCUUCAUUCGAGACCUGCUGACUUGUGUGUAGUCAAAGAUUUCCAACAGAAGAUGUACCUGAAAGAGUUGAACACCAAGAGUGAUCUACAUGUGGGCAACAUGGCAAACUACAUCGUUGAGAAAGAUGAGAAGAAGAAUCCUGGGGGCUGGAAGUCGGGGGCUGACCUGACCCCCAUCAGUGCCAUCAAGUGCCCAAAGCUUCCUGAUUAG